Molecule: messenger RNA, 1071 nt
Organism: Eremomyces bilateralis CBS 781.70
Lineage: Eukaryota; Fungi; Ascomycota; Dothideomycetes; Eremomycetales; Eremomycetaceae
Exons: 2
Coding region: 1-1071 (356 amino acids)
Molecular function (GO): nucleic acid binding
Source: RefSeq, a predicted model, not a curated record
AUGAGUGGUGUCACCCACGAACAGCUCGCCAUCCUGACUAGCGGAGGUCGACAAGCAACGUACUAUACCCCGAAUGAUGUCCCAAGCGGGGACGUCACCUUCCAAAAGCCCCUGCCCAACCCCCUGCCUAUUAGGAGACCAUCUGGGGACAUAUCGAACAUAUCCAACGGCUCCUGUCCGACCACAUAUUACCACAACAACCCAACUACGCUGAGUGGUCCCCACGGCAUAGCGCCACGGUCCACCAGCUAUGGAGCACCGGACUCUGACAGUCAGCCUGAUAGGGACAGCUCCGCCGCCCCAGACAGUGUCCCGAAGUAUCCGAACCCCCAGGCUGAGAAACGUACAUUGUACUUCGGCAACCUGUCGGACAAAUCUACCCACAGGGACCUCGCCAACAUCAUCCGCGGAGGAAGACUGACGGAUAUCCACUUACGUCCCGAACAGCGCUGCGCCACGGUCACCUUCGUCGAGGGAGCAGCCGAAUUCCUUGCGUUUGCAAAGCGGAAUGACUUCUACUUGCACCAGAAGAGGAUCGACAUCCGUUGGAACGAUCGCCAAUUCCACACCACACCUCACAUGGCCCACAAAAUCUCCCGCGGCGCCACUCGCAACCUCGUCAUCCGUGGUGGGUACCCUCGCCUCACUGAGUCCGCCAUUCGCGACGACAUGGAGCAUGUUCACAACCUCGUCAUCCUCUCGGUGACCGUCCGGGACUCCGAUAUCUACAUCUCCACUAACUCGAUCAACUAUGCCAUGUUCGCCCGCACAUGCAUGACCUCCCGCCAACCCUACCGCGGGCUGCGGAUCGAGUGGUAUGCGGACGAGUGCGCUGAACCCCUUCCGACGCCCAGGCGGUGGCAGGUGCCCUCCCAGAUGCCGGGUCCGAGGGUCAUGAAGCAGCCGCAGGUUAACACGGUGCAGCUGGCGAAUCGGUUCGGGUUGCUGAAUUGUGAGGGGACCGAGGAUGGGAGUGACCUGGAUGGUGAGAUCGAUGAUGAAGAGAGCAGCUCCUUCGAGAGGAUCGGCGGUGUUGGGGUCAUUUGGGCUCCGGAGGGAAUUGCUGCGUAG